AUGACUUCACAUGAAAAUAUUGGUAGCUCCAAUCCAUCUGGCAGCAAUCGAUUUCCUUUGAUAGUAGAUGAAGAUAAUGCAAUCCCAUCAUCACCUCUGUUGAAUAUGCCAAACGAUGUCCAAGCAAUCCAGCCUAGCAAUGAAAUAAUUCAAGAAGAGGGGAAGUACAAAUCAAUUGUUUGGAAUCAAUUUAAAAGAAAGAGAGUUGAUGAGAAAGACAAGGCUGAGUGCAAUUAUUGUAAGAAAUUGCUAGUAAAGGGAUCCAAUUAUGGCACUAAACAUUUGCAUGACCACGUGAAAAUAUGUCCAAGGAGAAAGUUUCAAGACAUUAGGGAUAUGAAUCAAAAAUUUUUGGCAAGGGAUCAAAAUAAAGUGGAUUCAAUGGCGGGUGUGAAUGCUUAUAAUUUUGAUCAAAAGGUAUCAAGAAAUGAACUUGCUCGUAUGAUCAUCUUGCAUGAGUAUCCCCUCUCUAUAGUUGACCACAUCGGUUUUAGAAAAUAUUCAACUUCUCUUCAACCAUUGUUUAGGAUGGUUUCUAGGAACACAAUCAAGAAGGACAUUUUGAGCAUCUAUGAGAAAGAAAGGGAGAAAUCAAAGCAUGAAAUUGAUAAGAAUCAGGGUAGAAUUUCUAUUACCACUUAUAUGUGGACUUCACAAAACAAAAAGCGAGGGUUUAUAGUUGUAACAGCACACUUCAUUGAUGGUUUGUGGAGAUUACAAAGCCGAGUUAUGAGGUUUAUUUAUGUGCCAUCUCCACAUACGAAAGAAGUGUUUUCUAGUGUCCUUCUAGAUACUUUGUCGGAGUGGAAUAUUGAUAGGAAGUUAUCUACUGUGACUAUGGACAAUUGCAGUACCAAUGACGCAGUUAUAAAAAUUAUCUUAGAUAAGCUUCAACGUGGUGCACUUAUUAUGUGUGGAUCAAUGUUGCAUAUGCGUUGUGCUGCACAUGUUCUUAAUUUGAUUGUUCAGGAUGUUUUGGAUGUAAUUGGAUCAUGCAUUGAAAAGGUUCGAGAAAGUGUGGGAUUUUGGACUACAUCAACAAAGAGAAGGCAGAAGUUUGAAGAGACAGCUCAACAAGCACAUGUUGAAUGUACCAAAGAACUAGCCCUUGAUUGUGAGUCAUCUUAUAAGUGCAUUCCAAUGGAGGAAGAAUGGGAGAUGGCAAGUAAUAUAUGUGAGAGAUUGGCAGUGUUUCACAAGGUUACAGAGCUAUUUUCAGGUACCUCAUACCCUACAACCAAUCUUUUCUUUCCUAAGGUGUGUGGAAUAAAAAUAGCUUUGAAUUCUUGGUUUACAAGCGCAAAUGAUGUGAUUAGGAGUAUGGCAUUUAAGAUGUUGGAAAAAUUUGAUUGUUAUUGGAAUGUAAUUCAUGGUGUUAUGGCUGUGGCAAUCAUUUUAGACCCAAGAUAUAAGAUUGAAUUGUUAGAAUAUUAUUUUCCAAUAAUUUAUGGUAAUGAAGCUGAUAAUGAAAUUCAAAGGAUUAGAGAUAUUUGUUAUGAAAUGAUUCGUGACUACAGUUCUAGGAGAAUGGGUAAGGAAGGUACUCGUGGCCCUUGUGUAGGAGAGGAUCUGCAAGUUGAUGACUCCCUUAUGGAUUUUGAAAGAUAUCUUAGUCAGAAAAAAAGGGGUGGGAAUAUUAAAUUGGAGUUGGACCAUUACCUUGAGGAUGAUUUAAUGCCAAGAAUUAUGGAUUUUGAUAUUUUGGCAUGGUGGAAAUCUAAUGAGCCAAAGUAUCCUACUUUGCAACGUAUUGCAAGGGAUAUCCUUACCAUUCCAGUGUCAACUGUUGCCUCAGAGUCAUCAUUUAGCACAAGUGGUCGAUUGUUAAGUCCACAUUGCAGGAAACUUCAUCAAAAGACUGUGGAGGCAUUAAUGUGUGCUCAAAAUUGGUUAUGGGCUGAAAUUAAUGGUUCUUCAUCUACCAUAGAUGGAAUUGAAGAUAAAUUCCAAAAUAUCCUGGAUGAUUAUGAUGAUGAAGAAGAAAGUGGUGUCACAAUGAUGGAAGAAAGUGGAGAUUCUUUUUGA
Messenger RNA from Quercus robur (English oak), 2025 nucleotides. Its product is annotated as zinc finger BED domain-containing protein RICESLEEPER 2-like. The transcript is spliced from 4 exons. NCBI's taxonomy places the organism in Eukaryota, Viridiplantae, Streptophyta, Magnoliopsida, Fagales, Fagaceae. Gene Ontology annotation, molecular function: protein dimerization activity; DNA binding. The record is from RefSeq and is a predicted model, not a curated record. The coding region runs from base 1 to 2025 and encodes 674 amino acids.